AUGGACAUUUUCCGGCGAAAGGGGUCCGCGGGACCCUCCCACGGGCUGCCGACUUCAGACGAGAAGCGAUCAAAAAACAAGGGCAUGGCCUCAAGAUUGGCGUUUUUCCAGAGGCCGCUGCGGCUGCGCGGCAACUCGGCGGUUUCCAUCCCGCUGGGCGUGGUGCUCGUCUUCCCGGUGCUGGUUGUUGUGCUCAUCCUGGUGCUGUUCGUCAGGCAUCCCAGCUCUCCAGGCAGGAUAUUGAUGCCCGCUGGUUCUCCGCCAGCCAUUCGGAAAAUCAGCGAAAAACACGACAAAGUAUUCGUCACCGGCUGCCUCGAGCCCGAUACUUCACAACCACGAGCCAACGCUGCCUUUGUUGUGUUGGCCAGGAACAAGGAAAUUGACGGCGUAAUUCAGUCCAUCAAGUCUGUCGAACGGCAUUUCAAUCGCUGGUACCACUACCCUUAUGUCUUCCUCAACGACGCCGAAUUCGAUGAAACCUUCAAGGAGACUGUACGAAACUAUACAUCGGGAGCUGUCGAGUUUGGCAAGGUCGAGCCAGGCACUUGGGGCUUCCCGGACUGGAUUGACGAGAAAGUUGCCAAGGAGGGAAUUGCCAAGCAGGGCGACGCUGCGGUCAUGUAUGGUGGCAUGGAGAGCUACCACUUCAUGUGUCGCUUCUACUCUGGCUUCUUCUACAACCACCCUCUUCUGCUCAAGUACGAAUGGUACUGGCGCGUGGAGCCCGAAAUCACCUACUUCUGCGACAUCACCUAUGAUCCUUUCUUAAAGAUGAUCGAGAACAACAAGACGUACGGCUUUACCAUUGCUGUCAAGGAGCUUCGCGAGACCGUCCCCAACAUCUUCCGUUAUGCCUCGGCGUACAAGCGAAACAACAACCUGACGUCACAGGGCCUUUGGGAAAUGUUUGUGGAACCUCAAGAGCCAAAGGAACAGCAUGACGACCCCAAUGCCCUGCCCGAUGAACCCAAGCCAAGCAGCCAAGCACCCAUUGAUCCCGAGGCUAUGGAGGGCGAAAAGUACAACAUGUGCCAUUUCUGGUCCAACUUUGAAAUUGCGAAGCUCAGCUGGUUCCGCAGCAAAGAGUACAACGACUUCUUUGAGAUGAUGGAUCGCAGCGGUGGGUUCUGGAUGGAACGGUGGGGAGACGCUCCCAUCCACUCUCUGGCCGCUGGUGCUCUCCUGGCUCCCCGGGACAUCCACUAUUUCAGAGACUUUGGAUACCGACACACGACUAUCCAGCACUGCCCCGCGAAUGCUCCCGCUCGACAGCUUCCUCGACCCCCCUUCCUCGAGAUGACCACCCUGGACGAGCGAAAACGAGUCGAAGAAGACCAGUACUGGGAAAGCUGGGAUGAAGCCAAGGAGAACGGUGUUGGAUGCCGAUGCCGAUGCGACACUGACAUUGUUGAUGUUGAGGGCAAGGAUGGUUCAUGCCUGGCCGAGUGGGUGGACGUUGCUGGUGGCUGGGCCUCGCCAUAA
Trichoderma asperellum CBS 433.97 is the source of this 1485-nucleotide messenger RNA. RefSeq lists its product as uncharacterized. The record is from RefSeq and is a predicted model, not a curated record. Gene Ontology annotation, cellular component: Golgi apparatus; membrane. NCBI's taxonomy places the organism in Eukaryota, Fungi, Ascomycota, Sordariomycetes, Hypocreales, Hypocreaceae. Gene Ontology annotation, biological process: cell wall mannoprotein biosynthetic process; protein N-linked glycosylation. Gene Ontology annotation, molecular function: alpha-1,2-mannosyltransferase activity.